AGCUUCAGGUGGUGAGGAUGGACCGAGCCCCAAGCUCUAGCCCAAGUGGCACCAGUCAAACAUCACAACCUACCCAACAUGAACCCAUCAGCUUCGGCAUUGACCAGAUUCUCAGCGGCACCGAUCAAGAGCCACAGCAGAACUCGACCAGGAAUAACUCCGAGAGCAGCAGCAGCGGCAGCGCGAGCGGAGGCAGUUACCAUCUCGGCAGCCCAACAGGAGCGAGCGCAACGCCGUACACACUAACCGGCACUUUUCACGGCAUCGCGGCUCCAUAUGAGGAAUCCAGUCCAUACGGAGUGAACUUGACCCUUGCACACGGAGGAGUGAUUAGGGUCCCGGCUCACAGGCCCCUGGCCGCGGCCGUGCCUCCACCCAUGGCCAGCGCGGUGCCCGGUCUUGGGAGCCUCAGUUUUCCCUGGAUGGAGAGCAGCCAGCGCUUCGCAAAAGACAGGUUUGCAGCAGCCCUGACGCCUUUCACUGUGGCUCGCCGUAUUGGUCACCCGUACCAGAACCGCACACCACCUAAGAGAAAGAAGCCCCGUACGUCUUUCUCCCGAGUGCAGAUCUGUGAGCUGGAGAAGCGCUUCCACAGACAAAAAUACUUGGCCAGCGCUGAACGAGCAGCUUUGGCUAAAACUCUGAAAAUGACAGACGCCCAGGUCAAAACCUGGUUUCAAAACCGCAGGACCAAGUGGAGACGGCAGACGGCGGAAGAGAGGGAGGCAGAGCGCCAGCAGGCAAACCGGCUGAUGAUUCAACUCCAGCACGAUGCCUUUCAGAAGUCUUUGACUGAUUCAAUUUCAACAGACCCGCUCUGCAUCCACAACUCAUCACUCUUCGCCCUGCAGAACAUACAGCCUUGGGCGAGCGAGGAGAGCGGCAAGCUUGGGGGAGUGACUGCGCUCGUAUGAGUA
Molecule: messenger RNA, 917 nt
Organism: Sinocyclocheilus anshuiensis
Lineage: Eukaryota; Metazoa; Chordata; Actinopteri; Cypriniformes; Cyprinidae
Product: T-cell leukemia homeobox protein 3-like
Exons: 3
Coding region: 18-914 (298 amino acids)
Biological process (GO): regulation of transcription by RNA polymerase II; animal organ development
Cellular component (GO): nucleus
Molecular function (GO): DNA-binding transcription factor activity, RNA polymerase II-specific; RNA polymerase II cis-regulatory region sequence-specific DNA binding
Source: RefSeq, a predicted model, not a curated record